AGAAUUUUAAUUUCUGUUACAGAUUUGGAUGUUUUAGCUGGAUAAUUGAGGACGACGUACUGUGAUAAUGGAGACAUGGCCGAGAAGAUCUAGUGUUCGCCAAACUGUACACAGGUUUGCCUGCUGAACCUUCCCAACUCCACCAUGACCCCCCACUCACCGUGAUGCCCUGACUCUACCAUGCUCAACUGCGGGAGUCUUCACGGCUGCGGGUGUCACAAGAACUCCUCGGACCUGAGCUACUCCUCGGACUCCACGUCCAAGAGCUCCACUGACGACCAAGAUCCCUCCACCAUGAAGAAGCACCAGCACUGCCAGGAUGUGGUUAAGCACAACGGAGUGGGUGCAUUCCUCUCCGCCCUCUCACCCCGCAACCUCUUCCGUGGCUUCAAGAAGAACAACGAGUUCAGUAUGCCGAAGGCUGAGAGAACGAUGAAGGCGGCCAUUCUGAUACAGCAGUGGUACCGGAGAUACUUGGCUAGGAUGGAGGUACGGCGGCGGUAUACCUGGACCAUAUUCCAGAGUAUAGAAUACCAGGGCGAACAAGACCAGGUCAAGUUGUAUAAUUUCUUCAACGCACUUCUAACUCACAUUCCCACCAACUCGGCAUAUCUCCAGAAACCAACCAGCAGCGACGCUACCUCCAAGUCCUCAUCCACAGAUACGACUGUUGAGACCAAGUUUGAGGACGAGUCGCCUAGUGAUUGCAACAGCUCGCCCAACCACCCUGUAGAGAGCAACUACAAGGGCAUCCACCUCGGCAACCCCCUCACUCGCCGCGACCUCGACAAUCUCAUCGAGUCCUUCCGCAAGAAAAAGACACACCGGCUGCAUGCAAAAUACGUGGCGACGAUACUCAAGCAGGCGACGACGCAACUCAAGAAGCUUCCCAACCUGAAUGUGGCGUCUACGGCAAUAUCGAAGCAGAUCACUGUCUGUGGAGACCUCCACGGCAAGCUUGACGACCUACUCAUUAUAUUUCACAAGAACGGCCUGCCAUCUGCAGAGAACCCAUACGUGUUCAAUGGUGACUUCGUAGAUCGAGGCAAGAAAGGGCUGGAAGUGUUCCUGCUGCUGCUGUCUGUGCUGCUGGUGUUCCCUGAUGGUGUGUUUCUGAACCGCGGGAACCACGAGGAUCACGUCAUGAACACAAGAUACGGCUUUAUAAGAGAAGUUCGACUCAAAUAUAAGCACAACGCAGAAAGGUUGCUGAAGCUGAUCGAAGGCGUGUACAGAUGGCUACCCCUGGGUACAGUGGUAAACAACAAGGUGUUGAUAGUGCAUGGUGGCAUUUCUGACAUCACCGACUUGGACUGGGUCCGCUCGCUGGACAGGCAGAAGUAUGUGUCACUGCUGAGGCCACCCGUAGUUCCGGAAACGUCAAACGCCGUCGCCACCGAAGCCAUCGACAAGAUGGAGUGGAAGCAGGUAUUCGACAUCCUGUGGAGCGAUCCCCAGGGCACCGAGGGUUGUGUGCCCAACACCUUGCGAGGCGCCGGGACCUACUUCGGCCCUGACGUCACGGACAAGUUCCUCGCCAAGCACAAUCUCAUGUUCAUCAUCCGCUCGCAUGAGUGCAAGAUUGACGGAUACGAGCUCACACACAGCAACAAGGUGGUGACAAUAUUCUCGGCGUCUAACUACUACGAGACUGGGUCCAACAAGGGCGCCUAUAUGAAGCUGGUGGGACCACAACUUGCGCCACACUUUGUGCAGUUCAACACAGCCAAGUCCGUGGCUAAGGCGCUCACCUUCCGCGAGAGGGUGGGGCUGGUGGAGUCCUCGGCCAUCCGUGAGCUCAACUCUAAGAUAGAAGCACAUCGCGAGAAACUUUUAGAGGCCUUCAGAAAGGCAGAUUCCAAUAACACAGGUCUAAUCUCCGUGACAGACUGGUGCACCGUCAUGGAGGCUCGCACAGGCCUCAGCCUGCCCUGGAGGAUGCUGAAGGAGAAGCUGGUCUCUGUGGAUUCUGCAGGCUCGGGCAAGGUCCGCUACAUGACCACCUUCCAGGACAUAGACCACUCCAAGAAAGAGCAUGGUGCUACGGUAGUAGAAACUCUUUACAGGAAUAAAUCAAGCUUAGAAGCAAUCUUCAGGAUCAUCGAUAAAGAUAACUCCGGCUUCAUAUCCUUGGAGGAGUUCAAGGAUGCGUGUGAGCUGCUGGGUGAGCACUUGGAACACCCGCAGGAUGAGGCGCUGGACAUCUGCAAGAGCAUGGACAUCAAUAAAGACGGGCUCGUGGAUCUCAAUGAGUUUCUGGAAACAUUCCGACUGGUUGAUAUGGAGGGCGCGCGUAAGGAGUCGGUGGAUGUCGACUCUGACGAGGACUUGGAUACUGUGAAAGUGGACUAAUGCAGAAGUAACAGUAGCAUACGAUUAGUGGAAAAUACAUUAUUGACAUCCGAGGUUUUAAACAACAUUUAAAUUAUUGUACUCCUCAAAUCAAUUGGAACAAGUGAUAAUUUGGACAUCUUGUACUGUUGUGCACUGAAAUCUAAUCUAUAUUAUUGAAACAAAUACUUAUACGUAUUGUAAUCUAAUACGAUGGAAACAACGAAUUUAUAAGGUGAUGACAUUUUUGUGCGUGACAUCAAAUCCUUUGCAACAAGACGUUUAACAUUUAGAAUAUGUGAUACGGUUGAUAUCUGUCAGUUUAGUUUAUUGCUAUUCUUGAAGUUAUGAUAUGUAUGCUAAAGAGAUUUUAAAUAUAUUUCUUUCUUGUUUACACUAAGCUCAACUACUAGUCGACUAUUGGGGUUCAAGGAAUGGUGUGCCAAAAGACAUGUAGUUAUUUAAUUAUUCUACUGUAAGUAAUCUAAUUUAAUCUAGGUUAACGCUGGAAAUUUUCCGGGUACUUCGGUUAUAUGUACUGUAUUGUCUAAACAAUCAAUUAAUAAUUCAACUUAUAUGUCUUUUCAACCCGAGUUAUGAAGGUUUCCGAGUGAACUACAUUCUAAUCUACAGUCAAUGUCAUCUUUCACUAAGUAUAUCCUAUUGUUAACACCAACUAUGUAAGUUACAUUAUUUGUUGUAACUUUAAUUGUAUUAGUUACACAGGAGCUAAAUCAUUCAUAUGGACAAAGUGUGCUAAGGUCCAGAUGAUUAGUUAAGUUAGUUCUAAAAGCCGCCGCUAGGGUCGCUCCAUGACCACCGCACGUGCUAGUUCGGUCUCCUUCCAUACCGAGUGACAGCGCUAGUGUCGUGUUCUUAGAAAGCGGACUGUAGUGGCAAUUCUAGUGAAUCGACGCGAAUAGAGGCAUAAACUCACACCAUGAAAGGAGCGAAUAAGAGACGAUAAGUUCACUUCACGGCAGUCUGCACAUGUCAAAAUACCGCCUGUUAUAACAAAGAGGUUUGCUGUGCCUCAAAUUAUAACAUUGAGUGAGCGAGUAGUCUCUUGUGUAACUAGUACAGCAAAGGUUGUACUAUUGGCGAAGUGUUUCAACAUUAUUACCAUUGACUUUCAUUGUAAAUAGAUCUAUAAUGUAAGUAAUACUGUCGUCUUAGUUCCACACUAUCGUUAGAUGUUUAUAUUUUUUUCAUCACGUUUGAAUUGACUGUGAAACAAUUUAAUGGCACAACUUAUUUUCAGUCUUAGACACUUCAUAUUAUUACAUUGACACGAAGCAAGAAAGAGUUUUAAAACUAUGAGCAACUGUAAUUGUUUAAAGAUAACUCUUGUG
Molecule: messenger RNA, 3683 nt
Organism: Homalodisca vitripennis (glassy-winged sharpshooter)
Lineage: Eukaryota; Metazoa; Arthropoda; Insecta; Hemiptera; Cicadellidae
Product: serine/threonine-protein phosphatase rdgC-like
Exons: 15
Coding region: 181-2352 (723 amino acids)
Biological process (GO): detection of stimulus involved in sensory perception
Cellular component (GO): cytosol; nucleus
Molecular function (GO): protein binding; iron ion binding; manganese ion binding
Source: RefSeq, a predicted model, not a curated record